AGAAAUGAAAAAUUAAAUUUAAUUAGUGAUUUUUCAAAAAAUAUGAUGCUUACAAAAAAUGUAUUAAAAAAUGUUCGACAUUAUAUGCAUCGAUGUGAUGUUAAAAAAUUUGAAAAAUUAAACAAGGAGUCAUAUUAUGAAUUAGAAAGAAUGAUUCAAGCUAUAAUAAUUGAAGAAAAAGAUCUGACUGCAUCCCGUGAUUCUUGCAGCGAAAAUUGUAAUCUUCGUGACACUAUUGAUCAUGCAGAGUGUACAGAAUUAUAUGAAUGCCGAUUUAUUGACAGUAGUUUAGAUAUUUGUGAACUAAGCUAUGAAGAUCCUACAAGACGCUACGCUUGGUUUAGAGACAGCAACGGAGUAAUUUAUGGUGAUAAUAAUAACGAAAAGUGUCCUCGAGAACUAAGAUCUGUUUAUAGUUAUUAUAAUCCUCUAGGAUUGACCUACUGUGAUUAUUGUGUAUGUAGUUGUGUAAGAAAAUCAAAACGUGAAUAGAUGGCAGUCACUGCUAUCAGUUUUAGGGACCAAGUCUCAAAUAUUAAUGAAAACAGAGUUGUCGUGGGUAUCAGAUUCAUCAAGAAAAAUUAUAUGAUUCAUGUGCAAAUAAAAGAAGGAAUUUUAAAACCACAAGCGUUAGUAGAUGAAGCGGCAUGGAAGGAUAUAGAGAAAUUUGAUUACAACGACGAAAUUGAAAAAUAUUAUGUUCAACAAGUCAAUAAAAGCUGGAACCCAUUAACAUUGGGAGUUGACUAUGGGCAUCCACAAACUUUUAAUUUUGACGAUUUAAUUGCACCGGAGGGUUAUGUCGUUACUGGUGUUAGAUUAAGAUUUGCUAUUGACUCACUUGAUUCACCUCAAUUAAAAAGCGGCCCAAUUGAAUUACAAAUUAGAGUGACACCUUUUGACUAUUUUCAAGGAGAAAUUAUGAACCACAAUCAGACUUAUUGGAUAUCAUCGGAUUACAGAGCUUUUAGAAAUGAAUUGAUUAUAGAAAACCCCGACAAACCAACAAAAUCUUCAGAAAAUAAACCGGAUUCAAGAACAAAUCAAUUUAUAAGGUUUCAAGCUUCUGAUUUAAAAAAAGAUGCUGGUCAAUCGACAGUCCCAUUUUUUGAUUCAUUAGAGGCCGAAGGUUAUCCUGAAUUUCCUCUGGGAGGUGUAGGAAUAAUGCACCGUGGUCAUGAAGGUUUUGGUGGAUUUUUAGCAUUUAGAAUAUUUGACCUUAAUCUUUCUAAUUAUUUUAAUGAUCGAUUUUAAUCUAUAUAAAAAAAAAUUCCUUUUUUUUAUACUUAUAAAAAAUUAUU
Molecule: messenger RNA, 1301 nt
Organism: Cotesia glomerata
Lineage: Eukaryota; Metazoa; Arthropoda; Insecta; Hymenoptera; Braconidae
Exons: 5
Coding region: 493-1254 (253 amino acids)
Source: RefSeq, a predicted model, not a curated record